Entelurus aequoreus (snake pipefish) is the source of this 2766-nucleotide messenger RNA. RefSeq names its product adenylate kinase 7-like. Bases 122 to 2182 code for a protein of 686 amino acids. The record is from RefSeq and is a predicted model, not a curated record. Gene Ontology annotation, biological process: nucleobase-containing compound metabolic process. Gene Ontology annotation, cellular component: cytoplasm. Lineage: Eukaryota; Metazoa; Chordata; Actinopteri; Syngnathiformes; Syngnathidae. Gene Ontology annotation, molecular function: ATP binding; AMP kinase activity. The transcript has 19 exons.
CGCGGGUCCCGUCUCCUAGGUGACCAUUUCAAACAGUAAAAGCCAAAACAAAGACGAGCUCUUCGUUUUUCCCUCACUAAAACACAAACUAUAUUAGCAACUUUCUUCUCUCCUGUUCGAAAUGGGCGACAAAAAGCGUCCUAAGCGAAUUUUUGUGAACGGCGUGGACAAAUAUUCCUCCAAAAACAUCGCCGAGUAUUUAUCCACCUGCGGAGAGAGAGUGGAAGAUGUCGACGAUGAUGAGGAUUUUCCUCUCCCGCAAUCAGAGGAACCUGCCUUCCUGGUGGUCGGCUCGGUGUCCUCCGCCUCCAUUGAGAAACCCAAUUAUUUGUUGGAGCAAUACUCGUCGCUAAGCAGAGAGGAGCUUCUUCCACGUCUACUAGAGUGCGACGUGGUGGUGUACAACAUCUCAGAGAAUGCAACACUAAAUGAAAUUGAAGAGGCAACAUGGGCAGUCACAGCCAUUCAUGGGGAAAUGGAGCAUUUCAAGUCGAAGAAAAUGUUCAUUCUAAUCUCAACGGUGAUGACGUGGGCCAUGACCAAACCACAGGACUCGGAAGAACCGGAUUUGUUGGUGACAGAGGAAGAGUUCCGUAAAAGACGACCUCAUCCUAGUUUCAAACACCACAACAAUAUGGAGAAACAUGUGCUUAAACUGGGAGCAGGGAAAAAAAACAAGUUGAAGGGUUAUGUCCUGGCUGCUGGUCUACAAUAUGGGAAGGGAGAGAAUCUCUUUCACUACUUUUUCAAGGUGUCUUGGCUUUCUGAGUGUUCAAAAGUUCCCUUAUUUGGAGAGGGCACAAAUUACAUCCCCACCAUCCACGUGUUGGACCUUGCGCAAGUGAUACAAAAUUUGAUUGAAAUCAAACCCAAGUCGAAGUACAUUCUUGCUAUUGAUGACUCCAAAAACACACUGGAGGACAUUGUAAAGGCCAUCAGUGAAGUGCUCGGACCAGGAAAAAUAAAUAAAUUGCCAAAUAAGGAAGCAGUCACCAUGAAGGCCUUCAAGCCAGAAGAACUCGAGUAUCUCAGCCUUAACCUUCGCUUGGAUGCUUUUGUUGUCAAAGACUCGUUUGGCUUCCCCUGGAUAGCAGAAAGUGGCAUGGUUGAAAAUAUAGAGCUCCUUGUGAACGAAUACAGACACACCAGGAAAUUACUUCCAAUCAGAAUCUGCCUUACCGGACCUCCAGCUGUGGGUAAAAAUACAGUCGCUGAAAAGCUAUGUGAGCAUUACCGGAUACAUCACAUCAACAUUCGAAAGCUCAUUGAAGAAAAGAUGAACGAGCUGACAGAAAUAAUGGAAAGAAGUGACCUUGAUGUCAGUGACGCGGAAACGGCACAGGGCCAAUUGGAAAAUAUUAAAACAAGCAUGGACAAGAAUGCAGGUCGACUGGAGGAUGAUCUACUUUUAGACAUGUUGACCGAGAAGCUGAAUUCCAAGCCAUGUAGGAACCAAGGUUAUGUUUUCUAUGGCUUCCCGAGGACCUAUGAGCAAGCAGAGCUGAUGUUUAGUGGUGAGGAUACAGAAAGCGACGGGCCCAACAAAACCCCCCCACACAACAGCAUCACACCAGAAUUUGUGUUUGCCCUGGAAGCAACCGAUGAGUUCCUGACUAAAAAAGUACAAGCGCUUCCUGAGAGCGUGGCCCAAAAAAGGGGGCUCACCCAGGACGAGUUUAUCCCUCGGCUGGCGAGAUUCAGACAACUGAUCCGGGCUGCGGAAACUUCUCUCGACUACUUUGAUGAGCUGGAAAUAUACCCGACAUACAUAGAAGUCAAUCGGGACGAUCCCGACUUCACGGACAUUGUGAACAAAAUCCUCGAAGGGGUGGGGACUCCCAAGAACUAUGGCCUCAGUCCUGAAGAGCAGGAGGAGGAGGACAGGAGGCGAGAAAAUGAGAGGAAGCAGAAACUGGCCGAGGAGGCAGCCGAAAGAAAACGCAAAAAGGAGGCCUCGCUAGCUGAAAUUGCAGAGCAGUAUGAAGCAUGGCAAAAUAAUCUGGCAGAGGUAGAGAGGCAGGAACAUGAGCUUCUGGAGGCCCAAGCUCUCCCGCUGAGGAACUACUUGAUGAAGUAUGUGAUGCCUUCCCUUACUGAAGCCUUGCAAGAAUGCUCCAAGAUCAAACCAGAUGACCCUGUCAGCUUUUUGGCUGAAUAUCUUCUCCGGAUGGACAAGAAAUGAUAUUACAACCUUGUUUCAGCUUCAGAAACUGUGGUAUGACCAAUUGGAGCCAUCACUGACGUAAAAGGGAGUCCACAGUCAUUUUCAUCGUUUCAUCUCCGAAAAGUGGACAAGAAUUUGCAUGCAUCAGCAUUUGCAAAGUAUCCAAAGGAUUUCUCAAAGCAUAUUGUUCCUUCAUAGGAUAUUCCAUGAGAGUUUACCGGCAAACAUUGUGUUCUUCUACCGUACAUUGACGUCCCGUGAAGAAGUUGCACUGUUUUUUUUAAAGUGGGCAUGUGGUCCAGAUGCUGUUCCUGCGAUCGUGGAGCCCACCUAGGAAAAUAUCAAGGUUGGACGCAUGUGCAGGCAGCUUGAGGAACAUUCCAUACGACUUUAAACCUCACUAAAAGAUCAUCUAGAACAGGGGUGUCAAACUCAUUGUAGAUCGGGGGCCACAUGGAGAGAAAUCUACUCCCAAGUGGGCCGGACUGGUAAAAUCACAGCACGAUAACUUAAAAAUAAAGACAACUUCAGAUUGUUUUCUUUGUUUAAAAAUAGAACAAGCAUUUUCGGAAAUUGUACAAAUCAUAAUGUUUUUGGGGUUA